Messenger RNA from Aspergillus nidulans FGSC A4, 1983 nucleotides. RefSeq names its product ATP-dependent RNA helicase HAS1 (gene has1). Bases 54 to 1883 code for a protein of 609 amino acids. Lineage: Eukaryota; Fungi; Ascomycota; Eurotiomycetes; Eurotiales; Aspergillaceae. The transcript has 4 exons. Gene Ontology annotation, cellular component: nuclear envelope; preribosome; preribosome, large subunit precursor. The record is from RefSeq and is a predicted model, not a curated record. Gene Ontology annotation, molecular function: ATP binding; ATP hydrolysis activity; identical protein binding. Gene Ontology annotation, biological process: maturation of SSU-rRNA from tricistronic rRNA transcript (SSU-rRNA, 5.8S rRNA, LSU-rRNA); snoRNA release from pre-rRNA; rRNA processing.
CGAUAAUUCGUCCCAACCUACUUUCCAGGAAGUCUACAAAUCUCGCAGGCACAAUGCCGGCCGCCGUGGAUACUGCCAAAACCAUCUCAAAGAAGCGCAAGAGAAAGCACGGAGGAAGCGCUCGCGAAGCCACUGACAAUGGAGUUGCUACCUCGCCUGCUGAAAAUGGAGUGGAGGGCAAGGCAACUGAGACUACGACUGAGUUAACCAAGGACAAGGAUGUUGAGCUUGCGAAAAAGGUUGUGAAGGAGGAAGCACAAAAAAAGCGAAAAGUGAGCCAUUCGCCUAGCGACGAGGAGGAGAGCGAGAGUGAAGACGAGGAGAAGAAGGAAGAGGACGAGAAGGAUAAUGUAAAAGAGGAUUCUGGAAAGGCGAACGUACCAGAUCUUCCCUCUGUUGAUGCGGUUAGCCUACCGCAGCCCGAUGGGGGCCCCAAGAAGUUCACAGAGUUGGGUCUUUCGGAGAAGACGCUUCAAGGUAUUAAGGAGAUGGGAUUUGAGACAAUGACGGAAAUCCAACAACGGACAAUCCCUCCGCUCCUCGCGGGCCGUGAUGUUCUUGGUGCUGCGAAGACAGGAUCUGGAAAGACAUUGGCAUUCUUGAUUCCCGCCAUUGAGAUGCUCAGUGCGCUGCGGUUUAAGCCUAGGAACGGAACCGGUGUUAUUGUGGUCUCCCCAACGCGCGAGCUGGCUCUGCAGAUUUUCGGCGUGGCAAGGGAACUUCUCACGGCACACAGCCAGACAUAUGGUAUCGUUAUUGGGGGCGCAAACCGACGAGCAGAAGCGGAGAAGCUUACAAAGGGUGUUAAUCUACUCAUUGCGACACCUGGUCGUCUACUCGAUCAUCUGCAGAACACCCCCGGCUUUGUCUUCAAAAACCUGAAGACCUUAGUCAUCGACGAAGCGGACCGAAUCCUGGAAGUCGGUUUCGAGGAUGAGAUGCGCCAGAUUAUCAAGAUCCUCCCCAACGAAGACAGACAGACUAUGCUGUUUUCUGCCACCCAGACCACAAAAGUCGAGGACUUGGCGCGGAUAUCGCUCCGACCGGGACCUCUGUAUAUCAACGUCGAUCACAGGAAGGAGCACAGCACAGUGGAGGGAUUGGAGCAGGGUUAUGUCAUUUGCGAGGCUGACAAGCGAUUCCUGCUACUCUUCUCCUUCUUGAAGCGCAACCUCAAGAAGAAGAUAAUUGUCUUCUUCUCUAGCUGCAAUUGCGUGAAAUACCACGCUGAACUCCUCAACUACAUUGACCUUCCAGUGCUGGACCUACACGGAAAGCAGAAGCAGCAGAAGCGAACCAACACUUUCUUUGAGUUCUGUAACGCCAAGCAAGGAGUCUUGAUCUGCACAGAUGUUGCCGCAAGAGGUCUAGAUAUCCCUGCCGUCGACUGGAUCAUCCAGUUCGAUCCCCCAGACGACACCCGAGACUACAUCCACCGAGUCGGACGUACCGCCCGUGGAGCCAAUGGCAGGGGCCGCAGUUUGAUGUUCCUGCAGCCGUCUGAAGUUGGGUUCCUCAAGUACCUCAAAGAAGCCCGAGUACCAGUCGUGGAGUUCGACUUCCCAGCCAAGAAGAUUGUGAACGUCCAAUCUCAACUUGAGAAGCUGAUCAGCCAAAAUUACUAUCUCAACAAGUCCGCCAAAGACGGCUACCGCUCCUACCUCCAGGCGUACGCCUCUCACUCCCUGCGCUCCGUUUUCGACGUGCACAAGCUCGAUCUCGUGAAAGUGGCGAAGAGCUUCGGCUUCUCGACGCCACCGCGUAUUGACAUCCAGCUUGGGUCCAGUCUCAGCAGAGAUAAGAAGCAACAGCAGCAGGGAAGACGCAGUUACGGUAGUCAACCGAAGGGCCUGAAGUUCAAGAGGAAGCAUGAGGAUGAUUGAUCUUGGUUUGCCUUGGUAUGCUUUGUGAUUAGCAUAAGGUUCGGAGUUAUUUGCUUGCGCUUGUACAUGAGAUAUUGGUUCAUUAAUUAUUAUUCAAAAG